Rhododendron vialii is the source of this 1144-nucleotide messenger RNA. Its product is annotated as probable histone H2A variant 3. Gene Ontology annotation, cellular component: nucleosome. Gene Ontology annotation, molecular function: DNA binding; structural constituent of chromatin; protein heterodimerization activity. The record is from RefSeq and is a predicted model, not a curated record. Lineage: Eukaryota; Viridiplantae; Streptophyta; Magnoliopsida; Ericales; Ericaceae. The transcript has a single exon. Bases 471 to 836 code for a protein of 121 amino acids.
UCAAAAAAAAAUGUAUAGCUAGAUUGAUCAUUAUGUUGUCGCUUACAUUUUCUACAAUGUUGGUUUAAAAUUUAAAUGAUGGCUUUUGGUUGUUUUGGGUCCACUUGCUGGAGCUACUUCUUUACUUCUAGUCUACCAUCAAUUGCCUUCAUUUCAGGAUACCAAAAUAGUAGUUUUUUUUUGCUUUAGUAUCCUUCAUGUAUAAUCCCAAUUCCUCUUUCAUCGUUUACGUUUUGGAGAAUCCUGUCACUUUUUCUUCUAGCAAUUUCACUGGUUUUGGUUGUUUUUGUUUUAAUCUGGGCAACUUUUGUUUCCGGUAGGUUUCUCCUUGUCUUCUCUAUUAUCUGCCUUGGUAACUGAUCUUAACAUCGAGAUAGAACAAGAAAUUGGCAUAACCUUUCAAUCUUGUGGUUUUAUAGUCUACCAAUUAAUCAAGUGGUUUUAUAGUCUAUGUAUGAUGAUGAUCCUGAAUGCGUUAUGCCUUUGCAUUUUCUCAAAUCUGUGCCACUUGUUGGACCUAUUGGUUGUAUUUUGUUCAGUUCCCAGUGGGUCGGAUCCACCGACAUCUCAAAUCAAGGACUGCUGCUAACGGGCGAGUUGGUGGCACCGCUGCUGUUUAUUCAGCUGCGAUUCUCGAAUAUCUGACUGCUGAAGUGCUUGAGCUAGCUGGAAAUGCAAGCAAAGAUCUGAAGGUGAAGAGGAUCAUGCCGAGGCAUCUGCAGCUGGCUAUCAGAGGGGACGAGGAACUCGACACACUCAUCAGAGGAACCAUUGCUGGAGGAGGUGUGAUCCCUCACAUUCACAAGUCCCUCAUUAACAAAACCUCCAAAGAAUGACAGUUCUAAUCUGAAAUUGGCUGUUCUUAACUGAUUACUGUUGACUUAUUUUGGUUUCUUGUAGUGUUUGCUUUGAACAUCUAUGUUAGGGUAUAUUGCUUGUUUUUGGUAACUGGUAUAUAUGUUCAUUUAGGAAGGAAUGUUAAAUCUUAAAAUAGGCUCAACUUUGGUUUCCUCAGAUGCUCUUUUUUGUACUUUUGCUUUGACGUGGAUUGUUUACCCUGCUUGACUGUUUAGGUCUCUGGCAGCUGCUCUUGAGCUCAAUUUUAAGCUACAAAACAAUGAAAAUGUCUCUUGUUAUUUUGAUA